Messenger RNA from Drechmeria coniospora, 1521 nucleotides. Its product is annotated as histone H3 methyltransferase. NCBI's taxonomy places the organism in Eukaryota, Fungi, Ascomycota, Sordariomycetes, Hypocreales, Ophiocordycipitaceae. Gene Ontology annotation, biological process: subtelomeric heterochromatin formation; regulation of transcription regulatory region DNA binding; DNA repair. Bases 1 to 1521 code for a protein of 506 amino acids. Gene Ontology annotation, cellular component: nucleus; nucleosome. Gene Ontology annotation, molecular function: histone H3K79 methyltransferase activity; histone binding. The transcript is spliced from 2 exons. The record is from RefSeq and is a predicted model, not a curated record.
AUGCCUCUCCUCGGCGGCAAGGGCAACAAGUUCAAGGUCGACCCCCCCAAGAUCCGCAUAGACAAAGUCGUCGUCGAGCGUCCUCCUCCGCCAAAGUCGUCGUCGAGGCCUCCGAACCGAAGCCGCCCGUCCGCCGUCGCCGCCCGCUCCUCGCCCGCCGCCCUCCUCCCGUCGGCCAGACCCUCCGGUGCACGGCACAAGAGCGGCAGCAGCUCGCCCAACCCGUCCUCGUCCUCGGAGUCGAGGCCGGCCGAGCGCAAGCGCAAGGCCCCGAGGGACGUCUCGUCCGGUCCCGGCCACUCGUCGGCCGGUGACCGAGUCACCUUCGACAAGGACAGCGACAACGAGGACGAUGGCUGGAUGGACCUCGACACGCGGAAGCGCCAGCGCAGAGGCACCCGAGACGGCCGGUCCGUCGAUGCCAACCGCAAGCUGCGCCACGCGAGGGCCUUUGAUGGCCGCAACGACAGCCUCGCCUUCAUACACGCCGUCCAGGUCGCCUCGCUCGAGAGCCAGUGCGUGCCCAUCAUGGGUGCCUCCCCGGAGGAGGUGGCCAUCGAGCUGCAGUACCCCAGCCUGCAGCCGAGGGAAAGGUACGAGCUCGUCUGGGGCAAGGACAAGAUCGACGCCGUCGAGGCGAGCGUGCGCAUCGUUCGUCACGUCGCCGAGACGUACCUGACGGACGAGGAAGCCGAGCCCUUUACCAACCAAAACACGGGACUCAUACGACGGCUCGAGAAGGCGUCGAACCGCAACGUCCAGGAUCUCGCCGGCUUCAAGGCGGCGCUGCACGAGUACAACGAGACGCUCCUGGCGCUCGUCGAGGACGGCGUCGUCGCCAAGAACCUCGACAGCCUGACGGAGCUGCCGCGCCACCUCGUCGCCUUCAUCCUCGACCAGAUCUACGACCGCACCGUCGCGCCCCGCGUCGAGCUGCUGUCCAAGUACGAGAACGGCACGGAUUACGUCUACGGCGAGCUCCUCCACCCCUUCGUCUCCGAGAUCCUCAUCGAGAAGACCAACAUGUCGUGCGACCAAGUCUUUGUCGACCUCGGCUCGGGCGUCGGCAACGUCUGCCUGCAGGCCGCCCUCGAGAUCGGAUGCGAAAGCUGGGGCUGCGAGAUGAUGGAGAACGCGUGCAGCAUGGCCCGGGACCAGCUGGACGAGUUCGCCGCGCGGUGCAUGCUCUGGGGCGUCAAGCCCGGCAAGGUCCGGCUCGAGACGGGCGACUUCCGAAAGAACAGCAACAUCCACCACGCCCUCAAGCGUGCCGACGUCGUCCUCGUCAACAACAAGGCCUUCACCUCGCAGCUCAACGACGGCCUCGUCCGCAUGUUUCUCGACCUCAAGCCCGGCUGCAAGGUCGUCUCGCUGCGGUCCUUUGUCGCCGAGUCCAAGAGCAGCCACAACAUCAACGACGUGGGGAGCACCAUCCUCCACGUCGAGGAGUGCGCCUACCCCGAAGGAUACGUCAGCUGGACCAACGCUGGAGGGCCCUAUUUCAUAUCCACGCGCAAGUAG